Drosophila grimshawi is the source of this 5636-nucleotide messenger RNA. RefSeq names its product mucin-5AC (gene mxc). The transcript is spliced from 8 exons. Bases 88 to 5403 code for a protein of 1771 amino acids. NCBI's taxonomy places the organism in Eukaryota, Metazoa, Arthropoda, Insecta, Diptera, Drosophilidae. Gene Ontology annotation, molecular function: protein binding. The record is from RefSeq and is a predicted model, not a curated record.
GUUUUGUUCUGUAAAUAUGUGCGAUAGUUGUGUAUGCAAUUUGCAAUCGAAUAAACAACUAACCACAGUACGCAAUAAGCGAGCAGAAUGAAAUCCAUUGUACUGCAUUCGGACAUAGCGCGUCUAAUUUUAGGCUAUUUAUUAAAUAAUGAUCUGAGGCAUGCGGCGCUAACGUUUUGUCGCACAUCAACGCAUCUGAAACAGGAGUUCGUCGCCCUGUGCCAGGGACUGCAGCCGCACAACUUUCUCAAUGGUGGCCUGGAGGAUAUCAUACGCGAGCAUGUCAAAGUCACAAGCAUCGUGGCCAAUACGAUGCAGAAAUUGCCGAUAAGCUCACGGCAUCGUCUGCAGCAGCUCAAGUUGUCGGAACGCAUUGCCGUGCUGCUAAAGCUGGAUAAGUCCACGUCGUCCACAGCCGGUAGUAGAGACACUGCCUGCCAGCGAAAUGCUAAUUCAAAUACGCAGCGCAAGAGGCGACGCACUCGCGAUAACACAAUGUCGGAGGACGAGCAUCUAAGCUCGUCACCGGAGCAGAUUAGUUGCAAACGUAUGCGUGUGCUCGCCCCCCAUUUGUGUUGCAGUGUCGAGCUUAGCUCUCGCAAUGUCAGCGACCCGGUGGAGGAUAGCGAGUCGCUGAACAGCAGCAGCACCACUGGCACCGAUAUCACCAGCAGCCAUACGGAUGAGGGGCUCACGUUUCGUGGGCAUGGACCCAAAAACAAUUCCACUCCUCGCGCCGCCAAGAGCGAUAAACCCGAAGUGAUAAUGCCAGUGCCGCAGACAAUGCCAGAAUUAACGCAGGUCAUUAUGACCAAUGAAGACUUUCAAGCAAAGCUGCUCAAUAACAUCAACGUAGCGCUGCAAUCGCUAACGGUGCACGCACCAACGGUAGAGUCGGUGAAUUCGGAGGCAGUACUCGAUGGUCUGGUGCGAAAUAUUUUGGAGGCCAUUGAAAAGGAUCCAUCAUUUGAUCGUAUCAUUCAGGAAGUUGUUGGAAUGGAAGCGGCACCAGUGGAACCAGUGCCAUCACAAGUUGCAACGGAGCCACAGCCACAGACGCCGCUUAUCAUUCGUUCCGCAAUCGCCUCUGCCAAUGCUGUGCUCGGCGCAGACAGCAAAGUGUCGAAUGGAGGAAAUGCCAACGCUGUUAUACAGCUGAAUGCAAACAGCACCAUAAACAAUCUUAUUGAUCCAAAUUUCAGUAUAUCCAAGCUCAUAGUGCUUAACUCCAAUGAGAGUGCACAGAAGCACCAUCCACAGUCUGGAAAUUUAAGCUUUGGCAUUGAUAAUCUCUUAAAUUUUGGAGUUGAUGGCGGCUCAGCUCUGCCAGAUUUUGAUGCUACUGCUGGACGCGGUGGCCAGGUGUGCGUGGACGCCACUAACGGCCAACUAACUUUUCCCAUGUUGUUCUCCAACGAGGGGAUGAUAUCGCACUUACCAUUUCUGGUUAAAAAUGAGUGGUUGGCGCAACAGCUGCGUUCCGAUGUGUUCACCAACCCGAAUGUCUCUCACAUUGAGAUACCCUUGCCGGAGCCCAUCAUAGUUACCGCCAAUCAGCUGCCGCCCAAUUCGAUAAUAAUCAACAGCGCCGUCAAACAGUCGCCAACAGCUUUGGAUGCAUCUCUAAUCGAGCCACCACCGCAACUCAUUGCGGAGCACCAAACAAACCCAGUGACAGCCAUAACAGAGAGUAAAGUGCCCGCCUCAUUGGACUCAUCACGUCUGGUGCUGGAGCGUGUGACGCCCUCCACGUCUGGUAUUGUCAACGUUAAGGCAUUUCGCAGCCUGUCGACGCCACGCAAGCGGGCAUCCCACGUUCGCACGCUAAACUUCUCACCCAAGGUGGCAGCCACACACAACACACAUAUCACUCCCGUGUCCACUCGACGUAUGCAGCACCUGUCGCGGCGAGUGCAGUUGAAUACACUUAAGGAAAAGCACGCUGAGCAAAAGACACAAAUCGACGUACAACCGGAGAAACCAAUUAUUAUCAAUAAUGUAGAGAUACUGCCAAGUGCUGUUGCCAGCAGUCCAGGCGCUGAAACCGCAUCCGGUCCACAAAUAGCAACACCUGCAGGGGCCGCCGAUGGGAGCGGCAAUGACAGUAACAGCUGCGUGCCCCCGCUUUUUGUCAUGGAGGAGAGCAGCAAUCAGACGGUGAUCAAGGCAGUCACUGCCUCAUCUAAGCAGACCACCACACAGUCCAAACAAACACCGUCGAUGGUGGCUACGCUCAAGCGCAAGCAGAAGCGUCGGGCAGCGGCCAAAGCUAGUAAGGCGGUAAGAAUGGGCAGCGAAAACAAUCCUGGAAAGAACGACAGCAACCAAACGAAGCAGACACAGUCCAAGCCGGUGACAUCCGCAACCAUUUCGCUGGACGAUAGCAAGGAGAAUCAAAGGAUGCAAAUUGAGCAGCUCGAGAUGCCCGCCAGUUCCGAAAAAGGGGAUCUGUUGGCCGCCUGGCAUCGUCAAAUCCACGGCACCAGCGCCGAUCUCGAUCAGCGCUUGCGCGCAAUAAACGCCAAGCGCGAGGAGCUCUUUAAUAGUAGCAUGUCAAUGCGUCGCAUGCGUCCUGUUGCCGCCAGUAAAAAGAAAACCCUCACGCCCCUGGCGCCCAAGCAAAAGAAACUGAAAUCACCGCCACUCCGCGCCAAGAAAAGUAAGCGAAAGCAGCUGUUGUCCGAAGAACAGCAGCAGCAGCAACACCAGCAGACAUACAGCGCCGAGGGCGAGUUCAAUAUAAAGAUAACAACACCGAAGAAACUAACACCAAAAAAGUCAGCGGCUGUCAGCUGUCAGGAGUUGAGGCACCCCAAGGAUACCACGGAAACUGAGGUGGUCGGGGAGCUUAAGAAACCUGAGGAAAUUAAGGAACAAGACCAGAAGACGGAGGAACAGCAGCAACAGAAUGUGGAGGCAGUGCCUUCAAGGCCAGAUAUUAGAGAACAUCCUGCAGAUCGCAUGGACCGAUGCAUGCCGAUGUCGCUGCAGGAGACGCCGCUGAAGUUGACGCCAUCAGAAGCUGGUGAUGUGCCGCCGACGCCUGGACCGACACUUAUGCCCCCACCGGAAACGCCCUACCCGCAGCUGCUGCUGCCAUCGACAUCGUUUCUGUUUGGCAGCGACACUAAGAGCAUUUUGGACACGCCCAUGCUGAUGGCCAUAACGCCGGGCGUGCACCUGACAACACCCUUCGGUCACUCGUUGGGCACGCCGCACAGCAGCGGCGCCAAAACUGAUCACUCCUCAUGCAGCUCCUAUUAUCGGCCAGAUGAGGCCGAGCAUAUGGAUACGAAUGCACAGUGCGCACUGCAGCCAACAGAAAGUCCGCCUAAAGAAGACCAUAUCGUGGAGCAGAUAUCAACUACAACCAUCACAGCCACCUGUAUCGAGUUGCAUGCUGAGCGGUUGCCCGUGGAGCCGACGGUGUUGCGUCGUGUGCGCUCCUUUGGCUGCGAGGCAGUGGAUAGUGCCGAGGGCGCCGUGGCGCUGGCUGCCAAUGCUGAUCAUCCAUUGGUGGAGACACCGCACUAUAAACUCGUAUCCGGGCUGCCCGAUGUGGUCGUGGAGAACUCAAACAGCAGCUCCAGCACGAGCAGCUCAUCCACAACUACCUCCAGCAGUUUCAGCUCAUCGAGUAGUGCCACCAGCAGCAGCAACACAUCCGCCGCAUCCUCCUCGGCGCAGUCGAGCCAGGUGGCUCGGAGUGGCGGAGUACUGCCGACAAGAAGCAUAAAGCUAUUGGAUAUGGAAAAUCUGUCCGAUAUUAGCAGCACCGAGGAUGAGGAGUGGCUAAAGGCUGCUGCUGCCGGUGGCUCACUGGAUGUGCCACCAUUGGCCAUUGAAAGUGAACCGACACAGCUGGUUAGCCAGGAUGGCGAGGUCCGUUAUCCGUUGCGCAAUUGGCUGACACCCAGCAAAGAUGCGGGGGCAGAAACCAGUAGCGCAAUCGUUCCGCCAGCCAAUUGCAAGAAAACAUUGUUGACCCGCAACUCCGCCGAAAAGCUGCACAACCAGGGCACUGAGGACGUGGAGCAGCGCAUGCAGGAUCUGGCCAAAGUGCGCGAGCGCGUCAAGGCCAAGUGUAAACAGGAGAGCCAACUAACGCCCAAGUCUCGAACCAAGAAAUCCAAUAGGAAGCUUACAGUCAUACGUAAGACAGCCCAGCUGGCGAAUCAUCCAAACAAAACACCCAAAAAGAAACAAAUCUCACAGCCAACAACACCUAUUAAAGCUUUGCAAGGGAAACCAGCAGCAGUGCCAGCAGAAGUGCCAGCAGCAGUGCCAGCAGCAGUGCCAGCAGUGCCAGCAGCAGGACCAGUAGCAGCACCAGUGCCAGAAGCAGGAGCAGUAAUAGUGAAGAGCUUGCCAUCUCCAGCUCCACAUAGACCCGUAAAGACGACCCAACCAUCGUUGAGUGAAGCACUUAAGGCGAGCAUAGAGCAGCCGUCGUCCUCUAGCAGUGAUCUCGAUCCUGCGCUUCUUAUUGCACUAAAUCUCAGCGCCAAGAAACAGCAGCAGCCAGCAGCACGUGUCGCAAUGGAAAUUGCCGCUCAACCGGUGCCAUCAACCACAACCGGACAGCGACGUGGUCGACCCAGGAAACCAACUAAUGCAGAGCCGCCACGCGGUUGCAUGCGUCGCUCCUCCCGACUAAUUGAUAAUAAGACACCCGCACCAGAGGAGCCGCAGCCCAGCGGCAUUGAGGCAACGAAACCUGCCAAAACGUCGACCAUUGCCAAAGUCACCAAGAAACCAGCCAAAAAACGCGCUGAAGCGCGCCUGGAAUCGGCAGCCGGGCCAACAUUGACCACUCUCGCCGAGGCGCACACAACGCAGCAAUUGCCGGAUCACCAGCCGCCGUCUGCCGCGUCCUCAUUCACCAGUGGUGAAUACGAACUGGACAUGUGUUGGAGUGCCAAUCAAGUGGGCAACACCUAUAACUUUACGUACGCCAACAGUGGCAGCAAGCCAGCACAGUCCGUGCCCCGCCAGUCGCCCGACUACUUUAACAACUUUCAAAUGCGCAUCAUGGUGGAUAGUGAAAUUCACAAUGUGCGCAUCACGCAUCCGCAGCUCUUGCAUCAGUCGCUGCCAAGUGCAGAGGAAGAAUGUGCCAGCGUCACUUCGAUACGGAACAUACCCAAGAAACGAAUUAUCCAAUUCAACAACGGCGCUAAACAAGAUCAACCAAAUGUGGAGAAAGACAAGCCAAUGGCCUCAUCUACGCCACUGACCACACGUGCACAGAGUGUGGAGCGCGACAAUAACGACUUGGAGGUGGUGGCCAUAAAUACGGCAUUGAAAGACAGCGCUAGCGAGGAGCAACAAAUGGAACCGCACGAUGCCGGCGUGCAGAUUGAGGAUAUUGAAUCAAUCCUUUCCCACUUGCAUGGCACAUAACAACAACAGAGACAACACACAACAGCAAUAACAACGCCCAUCAUCAUCAGUUUCUGAAUGGAAAUUCAACUGAACCCCAUAACUUUUGUGUAUACUUACACACAUUUAUAAAUAUAUAUAUUUUUUUUUAAAUUCUCAUUUCAUUUACUUUGGUUUAUGCAAGCGUGCAUAGUGUAUAUGUCGUAAUCACGCAUUGUAAGUUACAUAAGUUACUUAAAGCUUAAUAUUAAUAA